ACAAUUAGGCUUCUCACCCCAUGACCAGGACCCCUGACUGUAAUUGGAUAAUUCGGAUGAGGGCGGUGAUGGGGGAAGAAGGGCGGGAACAAAUCCUAGAAACAAAGAAAGGUCUUUGGGUGAGACAGAAAGGGAGGGGCAAGCGGAGAGUUUCCCAGGCCGAGGUCCCUACUUAGUUUUGAUUUUGCCCCCCGCGGCUCCAGGGAGCAGAGGGGGAGGGGACCCGGGCCUCGCCCAAACUUCACCGCUUUGGGGGCGGGGCCUCAAGGGCGGGGCUAUGUGGAGCCGGGAGGCGGGGCGGGGUAGCUGAGAGUGGCCCCCUAGUGGGGCCAUGGAGAAGCUGCAAUCUCUGCGGGCUGCAGGCGGCCUUAACGGGGAAUCUCCUGGAAACAACAGAGUCGAGGCAGGCGCCGGGCUGCCCUCCGUAGUCAUGUUUCACGGUUCUGGGCCCCCCAUGCACUCCGGGGGAAUCGUAACUCGCAGUCCUGAAUCUGGCCAGCCCUCCGAGGGGACAGAAGUCCUCGGUUCCGGGCUCAGCCAGCACCCUGGGGAGGUUGCGGGCCACAGCCUUGGGUCUGGCACAUACACGGCCAGAACCAGUGUAUUCGGGACGUCCAACCUGGGGUUCGCGGGGCCUGGAAUGUACAACUCGGAGGACAUUCCGCUCUCCAGGUCAACUUGCAUAUACCCCGACAAACUCUGUGAGGACCGGCCCCGGAGCAUCCUAAAAAAUAGCAGCUACGCUGUGAUGUAUAAAUCCCCCAGGGCGGAGAGGAAAAAGUCUCAGCACUGGGAUGAAAUGAAUAUCCUGGCCACUUACCACCCUACCGACAAGGACUAUGGAUUUAUGACGGUGGAUGAGCCUAGCACUCCCUACCACAGACUGCGGGGCAGCGAUGAGGACCUGCUGGCUGGGACCUCCCACACAGUGACUCCUGAGGAACUAGCAGAGAGGUUUGCAACAAUGGAGAAUUUCUGCCCCAAAAUCCUCCUGUACGGUGAUAACAGAAGCUCAGGGUCUUCGGACACCUUUUCCAAGACACAAUCCAGUGAUUUUGAAAAGCACCGCAAGGCACACUACAAUGAAGGAAAGUUCCUCAAGCUUCAGAGAAACCUGCCCUUGGAUAAUAACAAGAACAGCAGUGUGGGUAGUGUCUGUGUGAGCAGUGGGGGUCGAGGUGUGGUGUUGGACCCAGAGCCCAGGCCUGCAGAGAGAGGAGGGGCAGGAGGCCUGACCAGAGGAGUCAAAGAUGAGUUUGGCCUGGUGACCAGAAACGACAUCUUGGAAGCCAAAGGUAGCCAUAAGACUCAGAUUGAUUUGAGUGACUCCUCAGAUGCCCUUGCCUUCAGAAAUCAGUCCCCAGCUUCAGCCACCACUGUCGUGUUGGGGAAGGAGACAGAUCUGCAACGCAAGGAGUAUUACAGAAAAGAAAGAUACCUGAGGUGCUCUCCCCAGCCUGAGCUUGAGGAGGACACGGAAGAUGAGCAGCAGGCCAGUGAGAGCUGGGCUAGGGCAGUCUGGGGGCGGGAGGGCCUAGAACCAACAGACUUCUAGGUGCCCCAACCUUAGCCCCGUGAUGCUUCCAGGCUCCACAGGCUUGAACUGGGUGAUUGAAGAUCCCAUCAGCACCGAAGUCCGUCUGCUGGACCACACCGGAAGCUCCUCAGAGGAUCCUGAGGCCACGGAGAACUCCCUGAAGGUGACAGUGACACCAUCGAAGCCUGGUGAG
Molecule: messenger RNA, 1730 nt
Organism: Vicugna pacos (alpaca)
Lineage: Eukaryota; Metazoa; Chordata; Mammalia; Artiodactyla; Camelidae
Source: RefSeq, a predicted model, not a curated record